AUGACCGGCUUCAAUGGUCCAAGGGGCGACGAGCUCUCUCACUUCCUCGCCAACGGCAAUGCCAUCGCCUCUCCCUCCGAUGCCGCUUCUCAGCCAGAAUUUGACUUUGCCGCAUCGCUAGAGCAAUUCACAAACGCUCAGUUCACCGAAUUUGAUCCCACUGCAUGGAUCGCGAACGAGGAUCAGCCUGGAUAUGGAAGAGGGCAGGGAGAACCCUCGAAGCGUCAGAAGGUGGAUGGUGCUAGGAAGAACAAAGGACUCGACUUUGGCAACGGAUUCCCAUUCCCAGAAAAUCCUUUCGAUGUCAAUGCGGCACCAGCUGAUGUCCCACCUCAAACCUUCAUACCAACUUCAGCUGGUCUGAACAACUUAGGCACAGCCUAUCAGGCCGUCAACUUCCCUCCUGAUAACGCUAGUAGCCCAGUCAGUCCCCAGCAGUCCCCCUUCCCAACGGCCGACACCCUCGCUACGGGCGCCGUUCAAGAAGACAAUCCGGUCGCCCGCGCGGUAGCCGAGGAAGACAAACGUCGUCGCAAUACCGCUGCCUCCGCGCGCUUUCGCGUGAAGAAGAAGGAAAGGGAGAAAGCAGUCGAGAAAGAAGCAACGGAUUUGAAAAAGAAGAAUCAGGAGUUGACUUCGAAAGUGGAGCAGCUUGAGAGGGAGAAUGAGUGGUUAAGGAGUUUCGUUGUGGUGAGGGACGGGAGGAAAGUUAAGGCGGAGAAGGAUGACGAGAGGAGUAGCAAGGAGGCUAAGAAGGGUGUGGGGACAGAGGGUAAAUCUAAUGCGGAGGAGAAAGAGUGA
This is a messenger RNA of Bacidia gigantensis, 801 nucleotides long. RefSeq lists its product as uncharacterized. Gene Ontology annotation, biological process: regulation of transcription by RNA polymerase II. The record is from RefSeq and is a predicted model, not a curated record. The transcript is spliced from 2 exons. Gene Ontology annotation, molecular function: DNA-binding transcription activator activity, RNA polymerase II-specific; RNA polymerase II transcription regulatory region sequence-specific DNA binding. Lineage: Eukaryota; Fungi; Ascomycota; Lecanoromycetes; Lecanorales; Ramalinaceae. Gene Ontology annotation, cellular component: nucleus. Bases 1 to 801 code for a protein of 266 amino acids.